GAAAUUACCCCAGUACAGUGACCGGUCCCGAACCGGUCGUCUUAACACAAUGCUUUCUAAGACCCUCACCUUCGAGGAAGUAAAGAAGCAUAACAAAGACGGCGACCUCUGGAUAGUCAUCGACUCCAAAGUUUUCGAUCUUUCCAAGUUCGCGGAUUUACACCCGGGAGGACCCAAUGUCUUGUACGCUGAAGGUGUAGCUGGAAAGGACGCCACAGAAACAUUCUUUGGACUACAUCGACACGAGGUACUCUUGCGACCUCAAUACGCUCGUCUACAAAUUGGGGUAAUUGAAGGAGAAGUGGAGAAUGUCAAGGUCCCCACACCGGGUUCAUUAUCCAAAGUACCUUACGCAGAGCCUUCGUGGCUUUCGGAGGGAUUCUUCAGUCCGUACUAUUCGAAUAACCACCGCACAUUCCAGAAGGCUAUUCGCAAAUUUUUCGAAGAGGUUGUCCGUCCCGAAGCUGUCAAAUGUGAAGAGAACGGGAAGAGAAUAUCGCAGGAGGUUGUGGAUAAGAUGAGUGACUUGGAGAUCAUUGCUAUGCGUCUGGGUCCUGGAAAACAUCUGAGAGGUCGUACGCUCAUGGAUGGAACAGUCAAGCCAGAGGAAUUUGAUUAUUUCCAUGAACUCAUUCUCAACACAGAACUUGCUCGCUUCGGUACGCGUGGAUUCGUUGACGGGAUGCUAAACGGUGCUGUCAUUGGUCUUCCGCCAAUAUGGAAUUACGGUUCCAAAGAAUUGCAGGCGAAAGUCGUUCCUGAAGUUCUGUCCGGCAAAAAAUAUCUUGCCCUUGCCAUCUCAGAGGCGUUUGCUGGAAGUGACGUGAGUGGGCUUCAGACGACUGCAGUAAGGGAUGGCGAUCAUUGGAUUGUCACCGGGACCAAAAAAUGGAUAACAAACGGAACCUUUGCAGAUUAUUUUACUACAGGAUGCAAGACAGAGAAAGGUCUUACUGUGCUUUUGAUUGAAAGAGGAGAAGGCGUAUCAACCAAACCUAUUAAGACGGCAUAUUCAUCUACUGCUGGAACAGCAUACGUAACUUUCGACAAGGUCCGUGUACCAGUGGGCAACACCUUGGGCGAAAUAGGCAACGGUUUGUCAGUCAUCUUGAGCAACUUCAAUCACGAGCGAUGGAUGGUUACCGGGUGCAGCGUUGGAGCCCAGAGAGUCAUUGUUGAGGAAUGUUUGAAAUGGGCCAACCAGAGAAUCGUUUUUGGAAAACCUCUGACCUCGCAAGCUGUAAUUAGAAAUAAACUUGGGAAGAUGAUAACGCGGAUAGAGGCAUGUCAGAAUUGGCUCGAAAUUGUCACACACCAGAUGAAUAAUAUGACCUAUAACGAAAUGUCCAGUAAAAUGGCUGGUCAGAUAGGCUUGCUGAAGCAAUUCGUCUCUCGCUGCGGAAGGGAAACGGCUGAAGAUGCCACUCAAAUAUUUGGGGGGCGGGCAUUGACAGUUACCGGGAUGGGUAAACUGGUAGAAAACUACCAUCGCACAUCCGGUUUCGAUGCGAUUCUCGCUGGAGCAGAAGAUGUACUGGGAGAUCUGGGCGUGAGGCAGGCAAUGAAGAGAAUGCCCAAGGACGCUCUUCUGUAGUUUGUAUUCUUCCUGCUCUCGUAAAAUACAUAAAUAUGCUGCAAUCGAUGGUCCGUAAAUUUAUUUUCUGGGUCUAGGGGUGGGUAGGCAAAACUGACUCGGGGUGAUGCA
Molecule: messenger RNA, 1705 nt
Organism: Lentinula edodes (shiitake mushroom)
Lineage: Eukaryota; Fungi; Basidiomycota; Agaricomycetes; Agaricales; Omphalotaceae
Product: acyl-CoA dehydrogenase/oxidase
Exons: 14
Coding region: 50-1594 (514 amino acids)
Molecular function (GO): acyl-CoA dehydrogenase activity; flavin adenine dinucleotide binding
Source: RefSeq, a predicted model, not a curated record